Molecule: messenger RNA, 1064 nt
Organism: Drosophila obscura
Lineage: Eukaryota; Metazoa; Arthropoda; Insecta; Diptera; Drosophilidae
Product: glycine-rich cell wall structural protein 1.0
Exons: 3
Coding region: 96-914 (272 amino acids)
Source: RefSeq, a predicted model, not a curated record
ACUAGGGCCUGGCCAAUUGAGUCAGUCCCGCCAUAGAGACCGUCGAGCACGGACGCGAAGGGAUUUGCUAAAUAUUCUGUUGGACUCUAGAUAAGAUGCGAACGACAGCGAUGCUGUUGCUGCUGCUGGGCCUUUUGGCCAUCCAUUACGUCCAUGAAGGAGUAGCUCAUGUAUUGCCCUUUGCCGGCACAUAUCUGAUCCCUCAGGCUGGGCCAAUUCUGUUGCUAGUGCAACCCCCACCACCCCCACCCCCAGAGGAUGAUGGCUCAUACAAAUCUCCCGGCCCCGGAGAAGAUGGCCUGUGGAAGCCCCAGCCCGGACAGGAGGGAGAGCCAGAGCCAGAACCAGAACCAGAGCCAGGGCUCAGCCAGAGUCAAAGUGGAAGCGCCAGCUCGGAUGCCGGUUCAGCUGAUGAUGGAGGCUCCCUGAGCUCGGACAGCUCUGGGUCUGCUGCAUCCGAAGAUGCGGCCGCUGGUGAUGCCUCGGGCGGAGCAGGGGGCGGUGGAGCAGGGAGCGGUGGAGCAGGUGGCGGCGUAGCAGGUGGCAGCGGCGGAACGGGGGGCAGUGGCGGUGGGGGCGGCGCAGCGGGUGGUGGCGGAGCUGGGGGCGGCGGCGGUGGAGGAGGAAUAGUCACGUCCGGUCAGAGCGGAGAGACUGGACAGCCGGGAGCGCCCAGUCCGUCUGGGCCACAGCCUGACGGCGAGGACGGCGCCGAUGGAGCCGAUGGUCCAGAUGGACCUGAUGGUUCCAAGGGCGGGAAAGGAGGGAGAGGCGGAAAGGGAGCACGCAAUGGCGCCGGCGGCGGGGCUGGAGGAGGAGGAGCCGCACCCCAACCGCCACCACUUCCGGUAGCUGUUCUGGUCCCAGCCCCCGUGUGGCCCGAUCCGGAGGUGAAUUUGAUCCACGUUAUCUAGAUGCACUGCCGACCCUUCUGCCAUUUCCCAUUUAUGUACCUUUUGAUAGCCGAUUAAGCAUACAAUAGUCCUAGGUCUAGUCAAUGUUUCUGGAACUCACAUUACCUUAAGCUGAAGCAAACGAAUAUUAAAAUUCCAUUACACAGUGUA